UAUAAUUUGCGACAACGAUGGCGCCAACAAGAUCACUUCCGGUUCAUUUUCACUUUUUGUUGACCACCGAUGUAAACUAAAGAUAUGGAUGAGAAUGACUGAUAUAUCCCAAGUUAUUUAUACAGAUAUGUGAAACAAAUGUUUUGUACAUUAGAGAAAUUUGUAAAUACAAAGUGAAGGAAAAAAAAAAUGUAAAAGAUACAUUGAUGGGCGUGACAUUUUAAGAAAGUGAUAUUGCAGAUGAAGUUUGGGAUGGAUGUGAAUAAAAGUAUAUUAUUGAUUUGUCUGUUGAUUGUGGAUGUACUCUUAGAACCAGUUGUCCAGGGAGCUGAGAGCAGAGGAGGGGGACCAGCAAUAGUACAGCUUUCCCAAAACAGUAAUGGAGCAGUCCAGUCUCAGGUCAAUCAGCAAGUUGUGAAUCAAGUAAACCAGCAAAAUGAUGCUAAAAUAAACAAUAAUUAUGUCAAAAAGAAAAACAAAAAAAAGAGAAGGAAAAAACGAACCAGUGAUACAAUGGGAAUACCUGUUCAUUUAAACAAUGAGCAAGUUCAGAAGAGAAGUGACACACAUGUAAAUAGUUCUAAUGUUAACAACAUUCCAAAUAACGGAUUUAUAAACGUUCAUGAUCAUGUUCAACAAUCCUUGACAGAUACAAAAAAUACAAGUAGAGUUAAUAAUAACAAUCCUCAACCAGGAAGUAAUAUACAACAAUCUAUAAAUACACCUAGUCCUGUAUCAAAUUCUUUAAAUAAUGUAGAAACUAAAGUGAAAUCAUUGGAUAAUAGUAAUUUUAAUAAAGGUGACAAUAAUAAUAAUGUUGCUGCUGAACCCCCACCAGUACAGAAUGGCAAUACGGGUCUCAAUUCCAAUAAUGUAGCUAAUCAACAAGCUGGGGGCAAUAAUCAAGCUGUGGAGAUUCCAAUGAGGCAGUCCGUUGGUCAAGGAAGAGGUGACAUUCCAGUUCAGAAUAAUCCUGUCAAUUUUGACCAGCAACAACAACAACAGCAGCAGCAGCAGCAGCAGCAGCAACAACAACAACAACAUCAAGAACCUGUGUUUCAACAACAACAACAACAACAACAAGACAAUAGGGCUUCAUUUCAAACGAAUCAAGAAUCAUUGACAAAGAAAGCAGAAAGCAUGAGAAUCAUGUGGGAUUGGAGUGACUUUCUCAUUAAUUAUGAACAAUAUGUGAUGCCAGAACAGAAGGUUCGGCGUGCACCACAGGCCACAACAGGUGAACCAUGGCCUAUGCCACAGUAUUAUACAACAAAACGAAACAAAGUUUAUAAAAUUAAUAAGGAUAAAUUUCAGUUUAGAAUUGUAAAAGAGUCUUGUGAUAUAGUUGAGAAAGCUGUGAUUAGGUACAAGGACUAUAUAAUUAAUGAUACCAUCCUGGAUAUGCAUAAUAAUUUACAAUACGCUAGAGGUUCCAACUUUGAGGAUUUAUCAACAAAGUAUGAAAAAGAAAUGUAUAGAAGGGCUCCUUAUCUGGAUGCUGUUACAGUCAAAAUCAGAAGGCCAUGUGCCAAACUACCAAGUGAUAAAAUGGAUGAAUCUUAUGACUUAUUUGUGAAGAGAAAGGCAUCAUAUAUUUGGGCCAAUGAAGUCUGGGGCGCCAUAAGAGGACUAGAAACUUUCAGUCAGCUGGUAUUCAGAGGGGUUGAUGAUGAGUUAUACAUCAAAGACACGACAAUAAAUGACUACCCAAGAUUCCAGCAUAGAGGGAUACUACUAGAUUCCAGUAGACAUUUUAUGUUUAAAGAUGUUAUUUUUGAUGUACUUGAGGCUAUGGCCAUGAACAAGAUGAAUGUUCUUCAUUGGCAUAUUGUGGAUGAUCAGUCUUUCCCAUACCAUAGUAAGGUUUACCCAGAUCUAAGUCAAAAGGGAGCAUAUCACCCUUCCUUUGUAUAUAGUCAUGAAGAUAUUGCUGAAAUUAUAGACUAUGCCAGACUCAGAGGUAUCAGAGUUAUGCCAGAGUUUGAUACCCCAGGUCAUACCUAUUCAUGGGGACUGAGUAGACCAGAUCUACUGACUCAGUGCUAUCAAGGAGCUCAUCCUGUAAAUGGUUAUUUGGGUCCCAUGGACCCCAGUAAAAACGAGACCUACAGAUUCCUGAAAAACUUCUUCAAUGAAGUAAUGCAUGUGUUUAAAGAUCAGUAUCUACAUUUAGGUGGAGAUGAAGUUCCUAUGACUUGUUGGUCCUCUAAUCCAGAAGUUUUAAAGUUAUUAAAUCAACUUGAUGGUAAACCUGACCAGCCAAUUAACUUACAGAAUAAUGAUCCAUAUAUGUACAGUUAUGAAAUCAGAAAAGUUCUUGAGUAUUAUGAAAAGAGAUUGACGACAGAUUUGAAAAGCAUCGGUAAUAAAAGACCAAAUGGUGUAAGAUUUGUUAUGUGGCAGGAAAUUAUGAAUAAUAAUGUUCAGCUCCCUAAUGAUACCAUCAUACAGAUAUGGCAGGGUGAUAUGGGAGAUGUACAGCGAGCUAUAGAUAUGGGAUAUAAUGUGGUGUAUUCUACCUGCUGGUACCUAGAUCUCAUAGAAUAUGGAGUAAAGUGGCCUAAAUAUUACAACUGUGACCCAGUUGAUACUUCAUUUGGAUAUCAAAUUAAUGAGAAGAAAGUAUUAGGAGGUGAGGCCUGUAUCUGGGCUGAAUAUCUGGAUAAUGAGAACUUGAUGACAACUUUAUGGCCGAGGGCAUCAGCUCCUGCUGAAAGAUUGUGGAGUAAUAAAGAAGUCCGCGAUGUAGAGGCUGCAGGAAAACGACUGACUGAACAUAGAUGUAGAAUGUUGAGUCGAGGUCUACAGGUUGGGAUGAUAAGUGGGCCAGAUUAUUGUUUACGUAGAGGCCGUAGACAUGACCGUGAUGGUGAACGGAAUUGUACUGGAGGUAGAUGCUAUCGUGAUGUAAUUCAGUACGAGAAGAUUAAUGUCCACGUACAACAGAGAGGGAAGGCUGAUUGUAAUCAGAUGAUGGCCAGCAGUGGUUCUAUGAUGUCCACAGUUCUCAUUGUUAUAGUUGUGUUAAUGUUCUUCAUUGCAAGUCUAAAAGUGUCGGGAGCUAAAGUAGUACAAGUGAAAAUGUGUAGAAAUAAGACAAUUUUAAUAGCAUUUUUAGGACUUCUUGUUGUAUAUUUUAUGUGUUAUACAUCCCUAUGGAUAUCUGUUAUGGAGAUCAAGGGAUCAUUUGAAAAGAGAGUGAAAUCUUCUUAUCCAGAAUCGAAAUACAGCUGAAAUUAUUAAUGUACCACAAUAGAUAUAAUAGUCCUCUUUCACAUCACAGGGUGUUAUAGGCAUACUCAACAUAGUCAAAAAUGGCAAAAAAAUUAUGUCUUGUUAAAAAGGAUUGAUUCAGAUUAUAAAUCAACUAAGUGUAAACCAACUUAUAUUCAUAAGCAAUGUAUUUUUAUGGACUUUCUCGAGUAGAAAAUGAAAAAUGAACAGGAAUACAAAAAGUUGCAAAUAAGUUACAAAUGAAUCUUCUCUUGUUUGAAUGCUUAAAAAAAUACAAAAUAACAAACAUGUAAAUCCAUGUAAGGAGCUGAACCUAAAAAUAAGUUGGUUUACAGUACAUGUAGUUCAAUUUUUGUGUUUUAGUAAAAAAUGUGUGUGUCAGCUACAUAGUUUGAAUGUGAUUUGGUGUUUUCUUUUUGUAGUUUGGUUGUAUCUUUUUUUCCUUCAUUAGAUUCUUUUAUUUGUGUCAAUACAGAUUAUCUGAAUCAAUCUUUAAAAGGAAAGACAUGGUAUAUGAUUUUUGUUUUUCGUUUAUUAAGAGUUUACAGGGGUGCAAAUAUUUAUGCCAUCCCAGAAAUACAAAGUUUUUUUUAAAUAUCAAUUUUUCAGAUAAUCUUUCUAAUUAUACAGUGUGGCUAGCUGUAUUAAUACAUAUAUAUAUAUAUAUAUAUAUAUAUAUAUGUACAUCGACAGAUGCAGUUUUAAACAUAAUAGUAUAAUUAGAUCUUGCAUUAUUAUUUCAACAAGACUGAAAUAAGAAUCUCAAAGAGAAAGAAAAUAGAUAAACAGCAAAAAACUGCUAGAUUGUGAAUUGAUUAGUGAUUGUUUUCUGGAUAAAAAUUUUACCCUGGUAACUGACUAACAAAAUUAACCCAAAGAUAUAAGACACAUAAAUUACUAAAUGAUAGAAUUGAGAAUGGAAGUUGGGAAUGUGUCUAUGAGUCAGCAACCCAACCAAAAAGCAGAAACACCUAAACACAUUUAAAAAUAAUUAUGAAACUGAUUUAAUAUUUGAUUGGGUAACAUGAGCCUUUAGUUGUUUGGUAAGCAAAGAGAAACAAACCUUGUUUCAGCAUUAAUAAGCAUUUGCAAUAAGUAUAGUAAGCUAGUCAUUUCUCCAAUUUUGUGUCGAUACAAGUUGAUAAAAAGGUGUUACAAAUUUGCAGUAUGUAUUUAACUGGGCUCAUUUUAGUGAUAUAUUUAUAAUUGAAGUAAUAUUUCUGUUAAAAGUGACAUGCUUCCAAGUCCUCUAUGUUAGAGAUUGUCCUGGUAUAAUAUGAGAAUAUAUUUCUAUUUUGUAUAAUCUAAGUAUUUUGAUUUGUUCAGAAAAAGUCACAUGUGCAACAGUAUUUUCAAAGGUAGACUGAAAUUUCAAUGUAAAAGUCAUAUUGCAAUAUUUAAAUAAUUGAAACUUAAAAGCCUUAACAAUUUGUGAUGUAAUUGUUUUAGCCAAUCAAAUGAAUUUUCUGUACUGUUUCUGAAAUUUAGGCAAUAAUAAAAUAAUGAUUAUAGUCUUAUUUUUAAGUCAAUACUACGAUUUACCUAUUUUAUUUAAAAGGUAUGUUGACCUCAGACUUUGUCCAUGGUGAAUAUACUUCUUUCAGGUUGAUAUUUGUCCUUGUAUUGAAUUCAUAGAAAGGCUAUAGUUCUAUAAUAUCUAGAAUAAAUGAUUAUUCUAUAUUUUAUGUUAAUCAAUGUAUAAUUUGUUUUUAACAAGUUUGUGCUAGCAUUUGAAUAAUUUUUAACCAAGAGUAUGCAUGUUGUAAGUAGGGUUUAACUUACUAAAACAUAUAGGUAAAGGAUACAUAUUUUCUGAGAAGUUUUCUUUUCAUAAUGCAUAAUCUGUACAUAGCUUUGAACAGUUGAAUGCAAUAUAUAUUAGUGCAAAGAAAUUCAGUGAAUUUAUGAAGCAGAUUAAAUUUGAAAAUUCUAUGAAUUUUUGUCUGUAAAUAUAAUUGUGAAUAUUGUAUAUAAGUUUUGAUUAUAAAUUAUUGUUAUAUUGAUUUAUGCUUUGUGCUUCCACCGAUGUUUUAUUUUACACCAUUUGCCAGUUGGGUUUGAUCAAUUAUAUGCAUGAAUUUUGUACAUAGAUUAGAAAUAGAUUUCUAUUUUUUUUAAUGAAGAAAACAUUUGAGGAACUGUUUGAGUACUCUUGGCAUCAACCAACGCAGUAAAAUAUAAUUAAAAUUGAAAUUAAAUUUUUAAAGAAAAUUAAUACAUGUAAAAUUUAGAACUAUUCAUUUUAUAUGAAUGGAAUAUCUGAUGUUAAUGAAUUUAUACCACCUUUUAUUCAAGAACUUGAAUUAUUGGUAAUGGUAUUCUAAAUAGAACUUUUCAAUUCAAGUUCUUUCUUGUAUAUUUCCUAUGUCACAUAAUGUUAUUACUUCAUCAUUAUAAUGUUUUGUUAGAUUACAAUUAAUGUUAUAACUUUGUUCAAAGAAACUUUUUUUUAUUUUAGUAUUUUUGCUACUUUUUGGUAUUUGGCUGUUUUUGUUUUUUUUUCAGCUGUUUCCAACUUUUUAUUAAUGAUUGAAUGCUUUUAUUUCUGCACUUGUAUAAUAUCACCAGUCAUUUCAAAACCUGUAGAAUUUUUGUUAGUAAACCGUAAACAUUCCACCAUUUCAACAUUUUUGAUUAGUUUUAUUCAAAGUGAUAUUUUGAUACACAGUACUGUGAAAGAAAUUGCUCUACAGGUAGGUAACCUGUGUAAAAAUUAUAAUUGAUGAGUCUUAAGUGAGUAAUAUUAAAAUGGUAAUUUAUAAGAAAACUGGAAUUAAAUAUGAGAAAUAAAUUAUUUAAACUGUAAUGUAACUGAAUGCCUAUGUAAAUGGAUGGUGAUGUAGCAUGUAUAUUUGGAAAAAAGUUUGAUAAAAACUGCCAAAAUAUUUAUGGUGCAGUAUUAAAUCAGAUUUUAUGAUAAUUGAUAAAAAUUCUCUUCUGUAUGUUAUGGUCCUUUGUAAAACAUUAGAAUAUAAAGUUCAUUUUAACAAAUAAUUGUAAUUGAAUUUAUUUUACUGAUAAGACAUUUGAUGUUCUAUUUUGCAGAGAACCUUGACAACCUUCAAGUCAAUCUCUUGUAAAAGAUGUAAUGACUUUAGGUCACUUAUGUUAAAAGUUCUCUAAUUUGAAAGAGAGGCUAAAAUAUGGUUUUAUGAUAAUAUGCAAUUUAGAAAAAAAAGACUGAUAUAUAAUUAAACAGGGACAGGUUGAAAAGUAGCCAAAAACCAUAUUGUUUAAAAAAAAAAAUGACUCGCAAAUAAUUAUAUGAUUUUCUUAUGUUUAAAAAAUAAAUGACAUCUUUUUAAAGUUCUCAUUCAUGCAUCAUCUUUGUAAUGUUUAUAGCAAAAAAAUGUUUUGUCAGUUUGUUAUGUUUGUUAUAAUUUUUUGAGUCGAAAACAAUUAAAUAAAACCAAAAUAAUGACAACUUGAUUAGUUUUUGUUGUUCAGUGAAAGAGACAACUUUUAUUGUUCAGUAGAAACUUCAUUUAAGCAUUGUUUUAAAUAUAUAAUUAAAAAAACUUAUCAUGUACUAACUUAUCAUGUACUUAAAUUAAUUAUCAUUUUCUUGUGUUCAAUGUAUGUUGUAUUGUUAAAUCAGUAUUACAUGUGCUUCAUGCUAUUAAUCUGUACUAUAUGGUUUAAUUUUAAAACACUAAAUCAAGAAACUCGGUUGUGGUGACUUGUAGAAAAAAAACCAAAUCAAAAUAGAUCUACACCUCACUAAUAAUUUUUUUUUUACAUUUACUAACACAUAAAUUGCUGUUAUAUUUUUUAAGAUAAUUAUCAUGUAAGUACUUAAUAGAGUUUAGACUUUUUUUUCGAGUUAAAGGUAUGAUAAAUAGAUAUACUGUAAAAAGAAAAGAAGAAUUUCAUUGUUCAGGUUUUAAUAUCAUUUAUUUUGUGGAUAUAUAUGUAAAUCAUCCGACAAAUUGAAUCCUGAAAGAAAUCUUUAUCUUUUCUCACAGCCUGAAAUACAGGAAAAUAAAUCCCUGAUAAAAUUGAAUUAAGAGGCAAAAUUCUGAAAUUUUUUAACACCAUGAAAAUUGCUUUAUCUACUGAGUAAAGACAAUUCAGUUGAGGAAAAUUUCCAGAUAGUGUUUUGAUCACCUUUAUUUGAAAAUAACACCUCAUUGAUAAGUUUUUUUUGUCAUUUUCUACAGCACAAUGCAUAGUUAUUGCUUUUCUUGUGCCAGUUUUUAUAUUUCGGGUAAAAUUGGCAGCCAUAUAUUUAUUACAUUACCAAAGUUUUGUUUUGAUUUGUUGAAACAGAGUGCUCAGUGUGAUCAGUGCUUUGAUUGUUUAAAUAUUUCAGGCUUAACUGAAGCAGCUGUACAUGGUUAGUGACUUAAGUGUCUUGUUUGUCUUAUGCUGUAAAGUAGCUUUGGUUUAAUUUAUGAAAAGCUUUGAAAUACAAUAAACAUUUGUUUGCUCAUACAAACUGACAAUAACUGUUUAAAGUCAAAAGAUAUGUGUAGUUAUGAAGAUCUUUUCUUUGUACUAGAGUUUCACAAUGUUUUUCAAAAUUAUAUAUUUGAACCAAAGGACAAUUACACCGCCGUCCUAAGUUUAAUAUGUAGUACAGAAUUUUUUCAACUAAAACAAUUAAGUAAAAUAAAUUUGUAAUCAUUGCUAAUUCAUUAUUAGAUUUACAUGAGAAAAAAAUCCAACCUUGUAUAUCAAAGCAAUAAAAAAUGCCAAGUCUGCUGUUCUUAUGACUUUUAGUAUAAUUGAUUUCCACCUUUGAUUUUGAUUGAAUUAGUAAUGGUAAGGAUAGCACUGCUAGUUCAAUCUUGUAACUAAUAAUGAUAAACUAGAAACUGUCUGAUAAUUUGUCUAAUCAAUGUACUUAACAUGAAAUAGUAACUACACUUUUACAUGUAAAUUUUGUUUUUUUGUCUGAUUUUUCCUGUUUUAUAAACUGUUCAUUAUUUGUAUUUCUUUGAGAUCAAUAAAGUGUACAUAAUUGUU
Messenger RNA from Mytilus trossulus (common blue mussel), 8202 nucleotides. RefSeq lists its product as uncharacterized. The transcript has 17 exons. Gene Ontology annotation, molecular function: beta-N-acetylhexosaminidase activity. Gene Ontology annotation, cellular component: membrane; lysosome. The record is from RefSeq and is a predicted model, not a curated record. Bases 241 to 3234 code for a protein of 997 amino acids. NCBI's taxonomy places the organism in Eukaryota, Metazoa, Mollusca, Bivalvia, Mytilida, Mytilidae. Gene Ontology annotation, biological process: glycosaminoglycan metabolic process; carbohydrate metabolic process; ganglioside catabolic process.